Messenger RNA from Phaedon cochleariae (mustard beetle), 1207 nucleotides. Lineage: Eukaryota; Metazoa; Arthropoda; Insecta; Coleoptera; Chrysomelidae. The record is from the annotation of a GenBank genome assembly.
UUCAACAAUGACAAAAGUCGUUUCUUGUUAUCAUAAUACAUAACCUCAAAAUAUUGUGGUAUAAGUGUAAGUAUAUUUGAUUUUUUCUAGUGUCUAUGGUAGAAAUGAUAUAUUUUUUCGUUUCUUGUUAUCAUAAUACAUAACCUCAAAAUAUUGUGGUAUAAGUAUAAACUUGGCAAUAGGGAGACCUGGAGGAGUAAAAUGUGCAGUCAAAGACUGCAAGAGUAAGUACUUAGAUAAUAAUCAACAUACACCAUUGAGAUUUUUUAGGUUCCCUAAUCCUAGGACCCAAGAAGUGAGAAUGAAUUCAUGGCUACUGGCGUGCAAUGAUGAAUUGAUCAUGGCUACUGAUCCUAUGAAAUUGUAUCGAAGCAUGAGAAUUUGCAGUCUACAUUUUGAGGAUCAUUUGAUGGAAAAGCACAAACUGAAAGAAAAUGCUGUCCCUACACUGAACUUGGUGGUAUCUUUAUCAGGCUCCAUACAUGAGGAGCAUUCAUAUUUCAGUGAUGAAAAUAUAGAAGUAGGUCAUUUUAUGGAAAUAGAUGAUAGCUCUGAAGAUGGGAUGAACACAAGAGCAAGAAGCAUUGGUACCCAAACAGAACCAGAUAUGGUUGACACAGGAACACAGACACUUGUGCAGAAGUCUGGUUCUCAAGUGCAGACAGAAAAGCAACUUUCAGCUAUCACACCAAGAAAAAUCAAAUUAAUCAAGAAAAUAAAUGUGGUAUAUUGAAAACUGACGUGCCUGGAUAUAUAAACUGGAUUGGACUGACACAUUCAACUGUGAAGCUGAUAAUGAUGCCUUACUGCUAAGCAAUUCUGAAGUAACUCCUAAUGAAACAAAAUCUAUUCAGAACAACAAAUAUCAAUUUAAUAUGGACAGAGAAAAGGAGUUUUUGGAAAAUUACUGAUGCCAGGGGAUUCUUUUGUCAAUUAUGUAUCAUGCUUGGAAUCAAUCUUAAUGGAAAAUAUGCAAUAUAUUGCCCCAGGAAGAGUUGGAGAAGAAUUAUAUAUCAGGAUGAAAAAUGUCCAAUAUGCACAUCCUUGUCCGGAAUUUCCUUAUGAGUAUAUGUUGAGGCUAUUUAUAAGGAUGAGAACUUAUUAUGUUGUCAAAUAUGCCAGUAGGAAAUUCCAGACAGAGGAAAUGUAUAAGAGGCAAGAGAAGAAGAACAGAAAAUUGGAAAAUUUGAAACAUAAUUAAAAUUAG